Plasmodium adleri (nom. inval.) is the source of this 4284-nucleotide messenger RNA. Its product is annotated as leucine--tRNA ligase, putative. The transcript has a single exon. Gene Ontology annotation, molecular function: ATP binding; aminoacyl-tRNA deacylase activity; leucine-tRNA ligase activity. Gene Ontology annotation, biological process: leucyl-tRNA aminoacylation. The record is from RefSeq and is a predicted model, not a curated record. Lineage: Eukaryota; Apicomplexa; Aconoidasida; Haemosporida; Plasmodiidae. Bases 1 to 4284 code for a protein of 1427 amino acids.
AUGGCUAGACGUAUGAACCUGUUGACAAUUGAAAAAAACAUUCAGAAUUUAUGGAAGGAACAUAAUAUUUAUGAGAAAGAAUUUAUUGAUAUAAAUGAAAGUCGAUACACAGGAAAUUUUCCUUAUCCCUAUAUGAAUGGAUUACUACAUAUAGGACAUGCAUUUACAUUAAGUAAAUUGGAUUUUAUUGUUAGAUAUAAGAAUAUGAUAUGUGAUAAUGUAUUACUUCCAUUUUCUUUUCAUUGCACUGGUACUCCUAUUGUUGUGUGUGCAGAUAAAUUAAAGAAUGAAUUAAAUAAAAAGAAUAAAGAAGAUUUUGAAAAAAGUUCUUGUGAAAAGAAAGAAGAUGAUAAUAAUUCUAUAUGUACUUCAAUGAGUGAUGAUAAAAAUAAUAAUAUGGAUGAAAAUAAAUUAGUUGAUGUUACAGAUUCUAAUAAAAAAAAUACAGAUGUAACAGUAUUUCGAUCUAAUAAAAGUAAAGCUCAAUCGAAAGGAAUAAAACAGAAUACACAAUAUGAUAUUAUGAAACAAAUGAAAAUAAAAGAUGAAGAAAUUCAUCUAUUUCAAAAUCCAGAACAUUGGUGUUAUUAUUUUUCAUCAAAAGCUAAAGAUCAUUUAUAUUCUUUUGGAUUAUAUUGUGAUUGGAGAAGGUCAUUUAUUACAACAAAUAUUAAUCCUUACUAUGAUAAAUUCGUUAACUGGCAUAUUAAUACAUUAUAUAAAAAGAAUCUUAUUUAUUAUGGUAGUAGGAUUACAAUUUUUAGUAAAUAUAAUAAUCAAGCAUGUGCAGAUCAUGAGAGAUCAGAAGGAGAAGGAGUUAAGUGUCAAGAAUAUACCCUCAUAAAAAUUUUUGUUUCUAAUGCUAAAGAUUUUUAUAAUAUAUUUAUGAAGAACAUAAAAGAUAGGGAUUCUAUACAAAACGAUUGUAACAUAAAAAAGGAAACUAUGAACAAUAAAAUAAAUAUUCAAAUGGAUAAAAAUAGUAGUAAUAAAAGUAAUCAUCAUCAUAAUAAUAACCAUUGUGGUAGUAAUAUUUUCUUUACACCAUUUGAAAAGGAUGAAGAAGAUUUAAAAAAUAAAAUAUGGAAUGAAGAUUUUUUUGUAAAAGAUAAAAAAGUUAUCUUCCUUGGUAGUACCUUAAAACCAGAAACAGCAUAUGGACAGAAUUAUACUUUUAUAAAUCCUAAUGAAUAUUAUUAUAUAACCUUAGGAUUUUAUAAACAGCAUUUACAUUAUGGAGAUAAAAGUUAUGUAAAUAAUAUUAUGACAAAGGAAGAGAUUAUUGAAUGCUGUCCUAAUAUUUAUGUGUGUUCAGAAAAUAGUUUAUAUAAUUUAGCAUAUCAAGGAAUAAUACCCCUUUUAAAAAAUAAAAAAAAUAAAAAAAAUAUAAAAAAUGAACACGUACUAAUAAAGAGUGAAGAAGGGAAUCAAAAUAAUAAUAUGCAACAAAAUGUAAAGAAUAACAAUAUGGAUAGUAAUAAUAAUAAUAAUAAUAAUAUUAGUAGUAGUAAUAACAAUAUAGAUAGUGUUUAUAAUUUAAGUGAUAUUUUUAUUUUAAAUAAAAUAAAAGGAGAAGAUUUUGUAGGUCUAGAAACAUAUACUAAUAUGUCUAAGAUAAAAAAUUUAUAUAUCCUACCUAUGACUACUAUUAAAAUGAAUAUAUCAACAGGUAUUGUUCCUUGUGUAUCAAGUGAUAGUACUGAUGAUUAUGCUUGUUUAGAAGAUAUAAAAAAAAAGAAAAAUUAUUAUUGUGAAAAAUAUAAUUUAAAAGAACAUUAUUUAAAUAAUAUAAGUGAAUCUUGUAUAGAAUUACCAGAAAUAGGAAAUAAUAGUGGUAAAUAUUUUUAUGAAAAAGAAAAAGUUUCAUCUUAUAAAGAUGUAAAACUACAAAAAAUAAAAGAAGUCUUAUAUAAAAAACAAUAUUUUGAAGGAAUAAUGACUGUAGAUCCAUAUAAAGGUAUGAAAACAUUUAAUUGUAGAAAAAUAGCUAAACAAAGUAUUAUUAGAAAUAAUGAUGGAUUCUUAUAUAGUGAACCUGAAGUAAUGGUUAUUGAUAGAAAUAAUGUCAAAUGUAUAGCAGCAUUAUGUAAUCAAUGGUAUAUAAAUUAUGGAAAUCUUGAAUUUAAAAAAGAUGUUCUAAUACAGUUGAAGAAAAAUAAUUUUCAAACAUAUAAUGAGGUAUUAUAUAAACAAUUACAGCAUGUAAUUUUUUGGCUAGAUGACUGGUCGUGUAGUAGAUCCUACGGAUUGGGUACAUGCAUGCCACAAUUUAAUCAAAAUGAUGAAAUAAAUCAAGAUAAUGAAAUAAAUCAAAAAAAUCAAGAUAAUCAAGAUAAUCAAGAUAAUCAGAAUAAUCAAGAUAAUCAAGAUAAUCAAGAUAAUCAGAAUAAUCUUCACUAUAAUAACAAUGUUGAUAUAAUGAAGAACAAUUCAAGAAAAGAAUUAAUCGAAAGUCUAUCAGAUUCAACUAUUUAUAUGGCUUAUUAUACUGUUAGUCAUUUUUUACAAGGAAGUGUAGAUGGUCAGAAAAAAGGUUUAUUGGAUAUUAGUGCUGAUGAUUUGAAUGAUUCAUUUUUUGAUUAUAUUUUUGAUAUUAGUGAUGAUACAAGUAAUAUAUCUAAACAUAUAUCAAAAGAGAAAUUAUUAAGAAUGAGAAGAGAGUUUACAUAUUGGUAUCCAUUUGAUGUACGUAUUUCUGGGAAAGAUUUAAUUUUUAAUCAUUUAACUAUGGCUUUAUUUAAUCAUGUUGCUAUAUGGGGUAAAAAAAAAAAAUAUGAUAGAAAUAAAGAAGAUGUAGAAGAAAGAAGUAUAUUAGAUAGACAAACAGAAAUAUUAAAUGAAUUAGAAAAUAUGGAUUUAUCACAAUAUGAGACUAUAAAAUAUUUCCCACGUUCAUUUUUUUGUAAUGGACAUGUAUUAGUAAAUAAAGAAAAAAUGUCAAAAAGUAAAGGUAAUUUUAUAACUAUAGAAGAAAGUAUAGCUUUAUAUACUAGUGAUGGUACUAGAAUUGCAUUAGCAGAUGCAGGAGAUUCUAUAGAAGAUUCUAAUUUUAAUACAGAUACAGCUAAUAGUGCUAUUAUGAAAUUAUAUAAUUUAAUAAAUUUUUCUAUAGAAACUAAAAAUAAUGUAUAUAUAUUUAGAUGUGGUGAAAAAACAUUUAAUGAUUUAAUAUUUGAAAAUGAAAUUAAUUAUUUAACAAAUAAAUGUAAAGAAUCAUAUGAAAAAUUAUUAUUUAGAGAUGUUCUAAAGUAUGGUUUUUAUGAUAUGUUAUUAAAAAGAGAUACAUAUAGAAUGAUGUGUGAUAAAAUACAUAUGCAUAAGGAAACAGUCAACUUCUUUAUAGAAAGAAUAUGCAUAAUUAUUAAUCCUAUCAUUCCACAUGUAACAGAACACAUAUGGACUUAUAUUCUUAAAAAAGAUACUUUUUUAGUAAAACAAAAAUGGCCUACACUUGAAGAAACAAAUUAUUCUAUCGUUAUGCAUAAACAAAAUAAUAAUUUAUUGAAUGUUAUAGAAAUAUUUAAAAAAUCAUAUGAUAAAGUAAUAAAUAAGUGUAAUAAGCAGAAGGUUGUUAAGGAUAAAAAUCUAACAAAGGAUAAGAAGAAUGAAAAAGGUACAAUAAACAUAAUAAAAAAUGAUCAACAGAAUAAAAAGAAUAAUGAUAAAAAUUGUCAAAUACAGAAUAAUAUAUCUGUUGAUAUUAAAAAAGAAAAUAAUAAUAAUAAUAAUAUGACAAAUAACACAAACGAAAUAAAUCAUAUUCAUAAUAAUAAUAAGGAUGAUGGUGUGGAUAAUCUUAUAGAUGUAGAUGAUGAAGAAGGAGCUAAUUAUUAUAAAGAAGAUGAAGAAGAAAGAAUGAAAUUUAAAGCAAUCGUAUAUGUAGCAAGAGAAUAUAAUGAUACACAAAAAAAAAUUAUAGAAAUUUUAAAUAAUAUUAUUAAUAAUAGUAAUGAUAAAAAAUUACCUACUAAUUAUAUAAAUCUAUUAGUUCAAAAUACAUAUGUAAAUAAUUUACCAAAAAAUGAAAAAAAAGAUAUAUUAAGCUUUGCAACCUUUUUAGUAAAAGAUAAUGUCACUCUAAAUAAUAAUCAAUAUGAAUUGUCAUUACCAUAUGAUGAAAUACAAUUAAUUAAAGAUAAUGUAGAUUUUAUAAAAAGAAGUCUCAAUCUAGGUGAUAUACAAGUAUUAGAAAAUUAUAAAAAAAGUGAAAUCGAUAAUACAGAUAUUUUUAAAAUGUCAAAUCCAGGAAAUCCAUCCAUAUAUAUAUACAACACAGAAACAUAA